AUGCGAGGCAAGCUUGUCUUCGUUUGCUGGCAGAUGUUUUUGCGCCAGUCAAAAUCGAUGUCGAGUUGGGCUGGCUUUUCUCAGCCGGGGGCAUUGCCCACAAGUGCCAUUGGCAGGGCCGCCACUCCGGCACUGGAGGUGCUACUUCUGGUUGUUGUGGAAGCAAACAGUGGACUGCAGCCCAACCAAAGGCGUUGGCUGAUUUCCGUUCCUUCCGCGCAGGCGUGCCAAGGCUGUGCCGCAGGAAGUGUGGAUGUUUGCAUUGUCUGGCUGAUGACUGGCAGAAACAAGAGCAACAAUUCAAUCGAUAUUCACUUGGUACCUGGUUUCAACCAGAAGCGCUCUGCAUUUGCAAUCGAGAGCGCUGGGUCUGGACUCGUGCCCAAAGCGCCGAGCGGCGUCCAUGACUCCCACUGA
This is a messenger RNA of Effrenium voratum, 417 nucleotides long. The record is from the annotation of a GenBank genome assembly. Lineage: Eukaryota; Dinophyceae; Suessiales; Symbiodiniaceae.